Rhodotorula toruloides NP11 is the source of this 279-nucleotide messenger RNA. RefSeq lists its product as uncharacterized. The record is from RefSeq and is a predicted model, not a curated record. The transcript has a single exon. NCBI's taxonomy places the organism in Eukaryota, Fungi, Basidiomycota, Microbotryomycetes, Sporidiobolales, Sporidiobolaceae. The coding region runs from base 1 to 279 and encodes 92 amino acids.
AUGCCCGCCCUGCAAGUCUCGUACACCAUCGCCAAGCCUGCCUCGUCCCCGAACGCUCCUCCAGCGACCGCAACGUUCGAACACCCGGUCGACUCGUCUACUCCUCUCUCGCACCUCCAGUCUCUCGAGAAUGCGCUCGGGGAGGCGCGCAAACAGAUGAACGAGCGGUUGACAGAGUGGAAGGAGCAGUUGAAGGAUGUGGAAAAGCCUGCGAAGAAGGGGAAGAAGAAGGACGCCGAGGAGGACGAGGACGAGCAGGAGGAGGAGGACGAGGCAUGA